This is a messenger RNA of Clavispora lusitaniae ATCC 42720, 417 nucleotides long. RefSeq lists its product as uncharacterized. NCBI's taxonomy places the organism in Eukaryota, Fungi, Ascomycota, Pichiomycetes, Serinales, Metschnikowiaceae. The record is from RefSeq and is a predicted model, not a curated record.
AUGGUUAUUAAUUACCUGGCCCAUUUCACACAUGCAGGCGAUCACGGAACUGUCUCCUCCAAGAUGCUUCUUCUCUCGAUUUUCAUACUAGCCAUAUUAGCAGUGGCUUUUUACUUCCGCCGGCCCUUGAUUGACCGAUACUCAAGCUGGCGCAAUUCACGUUCUUGGCGCAGAGGCUUUCAGGCAGACUUGGAAAAUGGAUUAACGAGUGACAAUUUCGACAUUGAAGCCAACAUCAGGGCGCAGGACCCGAGGUCUUUAGACGAGAACGCCCGAGAGGAAAUCCAGGCUUUGAUGGAGGCACAGCAAUUGUCGUUUGACGAAGCCAGACUCACGUACUUCCGGAACAAAAUGGCCGAAAACGGCGUUGGUUCAGAUGGUGUUCCGACUGACCCACGUACAGUGACGCUAAGUUGA